Desarmillaria tabescens is the source of this 603-nucleotide messenger RNA. RefSeq lists its product as uncharacterized. NCBI's taxonomy places the organism in Eukaryota, Fungi, Basidiomycota, Agaricomycetes, Agaricales, Physalacriaceae. The coding region runs from base 1 to 603 and encodes 200 amino acids. The record is from RefSeq and is a predicted model, not a curated record. The transcript is spliced from 4 exons.
AUGACGUAUGGUGAUGCCUUCCCUUAUUCCACCCCGCUUCUCAUGGAUAUUUCCGACACCUUCCCCUUGACGGAUCUCAUUUUCGAUCUUGAUUCCUGUGCUUCUGGAGAGAACAUACGCUAUUAUGGGGAAGCCGAAAAUCUCAGAUUGGACAUGGAUUUCUUUUGGUACAUGGCCUUCAGGGAACAUCUUGGUCAACAUAUGGAAGAACAUAUCUACAAAACAUAUGCUGUCGUGGUGCUGAAAAUUCUAGAUUUGACAAAUGGAAUUCUUUUGCACCGGGAGCACGUUGAUACGCCUGGUAUCAGGCUACCCAUAGAUUUUGCGAUUUUACAUCAGUUUAUGCAAUCUACAAGCGGUACAGAGAGCUACAGUGGAGGCUUCGUGCUGGUAGCUAAAUACUACAUAAAGAAUGAAAGCACGGCAGUACAGAAUGGACUUAGAAACGAUGUCUCGAAGAGUCAAUUCUACCAGCCGUCAACACGCCAAGCUAAGCCCCACCUAAACAAGACUAUUACAGUCAAAUCUCGGGGACUCAUCUGUAUGGAGUAUAAAAACCAAGAAGUUAAAGAAUGGAAUGAACUAGAUGCCUUGUCGCCUUGA